Molecule: messenger RNA, 6557 nt
Organism: Apus apus (common swift)
Lineage: Eukaryota; Metazoa; Chordata; Aves; Apodiformes; Apodidae
Gene: ZNF366
Product: zinc finger protein 366
Exons: 6
Coding region: 220-2421 (733 amino acids)
Biological process (GO): regulation of transcription by RNA polymerase II
Molecular function (GO): DNA-binding transcription factor activity; RNA polymerase II cis-regulatory region sequence-specific DNA binding
Source: RefSeq, a predicted model, not a curated record
UAACUUUACUGCAAUCUCUGCACAGGGUGAGGGAGAGAAAGGGAGAGAGAGACAGAGAUAACCAACAUGAAAGCAGGUAGAGAGUUCAGGGCAAGACUUCUUCCAGCUUCAUCAACUGGCUUGGUCCCAUGAUGUGUGUAGUCGUGGAGAGUGGAAUAAAUCCAUUCACUCAGUGAAAGCAGUCAAAGGAACUUAGGCAACACAGAAAAAAAAGGAAAUAUGAUGAAGAAUGAAGAAAAAAGUUUUAAUGGGGAUAGUACACGAGCCUCUGCCUUCUCCUGCUGCCGGCAGCCACUGAGCCCCGUUACAAAGCCACACAGAACAACUUCAUUUGGUGAAGAAUUCAGACCGCACCUCUCACAUUUCCACUAUGGCCCUCCUCCUCUUGAAGAUAUGGAAACAUUCCAGGGAUCUUUGGAAGGUGGGUCUCGGAAACGCAAGAGCAUGCCAACAAAAAUGCCUCCUUCUGUCUCCCUUGAGGGUUCCUCAUCACCACUGGGCAGACCUGAAGAUAACAAUGACAUAGGCUCUUCCAGUCUCCCCUUGGUGUUCCAACAGCCAGCACAGCCCAAGUACAGUUCCCAGAUGAUUGACCUCUGCAACUUUGGUUUUCAGUUCUACAGAACUCUGGAGCACCUUGGAACCAAGCCCAUUAAGCAAGAACCAGUGAAGCCUAACAUGACAUGGCCCAGUAGCCCAGCAUUCAUGCAAGCUCCUUACCCUUAUUAUCCUAAAGUUCACUCUGGCUUUAUGUUUCCUUUUAUUGUGCCACCGAACUUUCACUUCAGGAACGCCUUUCAAACAAAAAGACCUCCAGAACCACCCUUCAGAAGGACUGAAAUACUAGAAAGUGGUGAAAAUAAACAGAAAGUGGAAAGAGUAGAUGUGAACCUUCAGAUAGAUGACAGUUACUAUGUUGAUGUGGGGGGUGAACAGAAGCGCUGGCAAUGUCCCAUGUGUGAGAAGUCUUAUACAUCCAAGUACAAUUUGGUGACCCAUAUCUUGGGGCACAGUGGCAUUAAGCCACAUGCUUGCACCCGAUGUGGCAAGCUUUUCAAGCAGCUGAGCCACUUGCAUACACAUAUGUUGACACACCAGGGCACUCGGCCACACAAGUGUCAGGUGUGCCACAAGGCUUUCACUCAAACCAGUCACCUUAAGAGACACAUGAUGCAACACAGCGACAUCAAGCCUUACAACUGCAGGAUCUGUGGCAGAGGUUUUGCCUACCCCAGCGAACUGAAAGCACAUGAGUCUAAGCACGAGAGUGGACGAGAGAACAUUUGUGUGGAAUGUGGUCUGGACUUCCCAACCCUGGCCCAGCUGAAGAGACAUUUAACAACCCACCGUGGCCCUAUACAGUACAAUUGCACUGAAUGUGACAAAACCUUCCAGUACCCGAGUCAGCUGCAAAACCACAUGAUGAAGCACAAAGACAUCCGCCCAUACAUCUGCACUGAAUGUGGCAUGGAGUUUGUGCAGCCCCACCACCUCAAACAACACUCCCUAACUCACAAGGGUGUGAAAGAGCACAAAUGUGGGAUUUGUGGACGGGAAUUUACUCUGCUGGCCAACAUGAAGAGACAUGUCUUGAUUCACACCAAUAUCAGAGCCUAUCAGUGCCAUUUGUGCUUCAAGAGCUUUGUGCAAAAGCAGACUCUCAAGGCCCACAUGAUUGUUCACUCGGAUGUCAAACCUUUUAAAUGCAAGCUAUGUGGAAAGGAAUUUAACAGAAUGCACAACUUAAUGGGACACAUGCACUUGCACUCAGACAGUAAGCCUUUCAAGUGCCUCUACUGUCCCAGCAAAUUCACCUUGAAGGGGAACCUAACCAGGCACAUGAAGGUCAAACAUGGAGUCAUGGAAAGAGGAUUUCAUUCUCAAGGCUUUGGAAGAGGAAGAAUUGCUCUCUCCCAGACAAAUGUCUUGAGAAGCUUGGAACAGGAAGAGCCCUUUGAUCUUUCCCAGAAAAACCAAGGGAAGGGGAUCUCAUUUCAUUCAGAUGGAGAGAGUGCCAAGGGAAGCUCAUGCCAGGAAGAAGAGGAAGACAAUGGCUAUGAAGCAGAACAGUACAGCCCUGCCAUGUAUCACCAUGAUGACAACAAGCUGUGUGUGGCUCAAGAUCUGUCUGUCAAAACCGAGUGCAUGAUGAAGAACUUCAGAGAGUCUUACUGCAAUGAAAAGGAAGAAGCGCUAAGUGAGGAAGGGCCGGAGAGGAGAACAGGAAAUUCCGACAAACAGGAGAGUGAAGGAGAGAGAGACCUUGCAAACAACAAAGAACAUCUCAGCUUUAGAUCCUUUGAAAAGGCCAGACUUGGCCACUCUCUCUCAGAUUACUUGUAUUUCAAGCACAGGAACAAGAGUUUGAAAGAAUUGCUGGAAAGAAAAGUGGAAAAACAAACGAUGCUUUUAGGCAUUUAAAAUGGAAAUUUCAAAACAGCUGGAAAAUGGGAACCAGAUAGCUUUUAACAUGAACUGUAAUUUGCCAAAGCCUGGAAUUUUGUAGUAAUCUUUAGAAACAAGCAAUCCAAGUUAAUAAAAAUAAUUUAACGUAAAACACAAAUAUUAAAAGAAUAAAGUAGUCCAAGGUCAGCAAGAAACACAAUAGAUGCUGAACAAUAACAUUUUUAUAGUUACCCAUUUGAUGUAUAAGCAGACAAUGGGCUUGGUACAGAAGUUUAUUUUCUUUUAUCUGGGGUGUUGGAGACUUAUAAGCAAUACUCAGGUUAUCAAAAAGCACUAUAUAUUAGUGUUCAAUUUUUUAUCUGACUAAAUAUAUAUGAAUGCUCCUUACACCUCCAAAAAAUCCCUGAAAAUAGUAAGCAUUUCACAGGAUAAGUAAGAGUACUAUUAAACAUAGCAUGCAUGAAAGUGCUGUCACUCUCGGAACUAACACAGUCCAAAUACUUUCAUUUACUCAAGUCACAUUGACACUUACAAUGAGAAAUGGGAAACAAAUUAAGGAGAAAAUUUAACAUGUGAGAUAGCGAAGCCUCUGUGAGGCUUUGCAAGGAUUGGGGAUUAUUAUGAUCACAGCAGCUUUUCCUCUGGCACAAGAGAAGUUUGUAUUUUUCAAUGGUUCGGACAGUAUGGGAGUACUCAGUAAUUCUUCAAGAGAAAUAGCAUGAACUGUGUUGACUUUUUUUUUAUUCUACUGUCUGUUCAGACCAAUACAUCUAAUGAGCAGCAUUUGCAAGUCUUUCUGUAAUUAUACAUAAAACAAUAUAUUUAGUUUAGUUGAGACAAAGACACAAUUUUGCCAUGUAUCUCUUCAGUUUCUCUGGGCUAGAAAGGAUUAUUUUGAAAUAUACAGGUUUGGUCAAAAGUUCGUUUUAGAAGGUAUACCAGAAAAGAGUCCUUAUAGGGCAAGCUGUACCUCAGAGAGAAAAACUGGUUUUGGAUUUCCUCUUAUUUGAGUCAGAAAUUUUACCUUAUCACCUUUACCUUAUUUUAACUUGAUCAGUAAGUUCCAGGCUUUUCUGAAGAAUCCUACUCAGGCUGUUUUUACUGAGUCAUUGCCAAGUUUUGAUCUGUUGAUUCCCAUACAGUUUUAUGUUCACAAGAAAAGCACAUUCCAUUAAGCAUAUUCCUUUAUUUGCAUGAAUAGUUUCACCAGCACCAGCAUCUUGAUCCCUGCAUCUUCAAGAUAGAUGACAAACAGCCCCACACCAUUCCACUGCUUAUAAGGAAAUAAAGAUUUAUUAAGUCAUUCAAUUAGUUCUAUGUCAUCCUAACAUCCCAGCUCAAAAGGUUAAAUUCCAUAUACAUUUUACGUCUUUUCCAAAUAUUAUUACUUUAUUCACUUACCUGUCAAAAUCUUGAUUUAAAAUACCUUGUUAUCACGAUAAUAUAUAUAGUAAGUUAUAAUUAAAUAUGGUCAUAUACUUAUGGCUUGCUAAAGCUAGAGUCAAGUAGCUGCAGCUCUCUGCCAUUAUAAGAAACCACUUACCUUAAAAAACUAAUUAUUCUCGCACCUACUGGUUAAUCAGUAAAUGCAUUCUUUCUUAGACUAGAGGGGAAAUGAUGAGGUAGAAAUUCAGCAUUAUCUAGGAGAUUGACCCUUAGAAAUAGGAACAAAUCCUUUGGUUACCUUCUUGUCAAUAUCUUACCUCUGUCAGAUGAAAGCUCCUAUUUAAGAAUAUAUACAGCCAAGAGCUGGGAGCCACUGACUUUUAGAAAUGUCUUUCUCAAGGUGGUGCAUUUUCCAGCUGGGCAUGAUUCAAGAUCAGUUCAUUCCACCUUUGCAGCCAUAUUAGUUCCUGCAAUAAGUGCAACAUGCAAGGAAUCAGGAGCCUGGUUGCAAUUUCUAGAAUGGUGAUCAUGCAGAUGAGUUGGACUUAACAAAUGCCUUCACUUCUGUGGUGGGUAAAGCAGAAAGGCAUGCAGCCUUUCCAUUGCAAAGCCCUGUUGUCUAUGCAUUGGAGAGUGUUAUGGGACAGAUAGAGGAUCCUCAUCAAGAAAGAGACAAAUUAUUAUAUAUCAACAGCACUCAAGGCAAACGGAUUAAAGGAGACAUUUUCAGCAGAGCUCAGCUCUCAGUAGAUAACAUUGUAACCACAAAAAUUAUAUCUACUGGAAGUAUGCAGUCCAGAGCUCCCUUACAGACCUGGGUUGUCUGAAUGGUUAACAAAAAAACUUUCAACCACACUGUCACUGAAGCCAAAUUAUCUAUUUCUACAGUCCUACUUUUCAUCAGAGCAAAAGCAACUGCCAACUACAGACAGCCAAGUGGAAAGGAGUAUAGGUUCCCCAGAAGGACAAUAGUGUUUGAAAAUAAUUGGUAAUGUGACUGACUCCCUUUGCUUGCAUUCUUCCUAGAAAGCAGAGAAUACCGCAUUACAAGAAGGCCUUGAGACUGUGCCCAGUCUCAUACCCACACUAAGCCAAUUCACUAACACCCAAGCCUAAUUGAGGUUAGAAUAGUAAAGAACUCCUUUAAAACUGUAAGUCAUAAGCCAGAGGAAUCACAAACAAAACCAUCAUUGAGACAAGGAGACAGCCAAGUGACCCAAGCAAAGAGAUUAGGAGUUGAUAGUCCUCCAUUCUGCAGAACAAUAAUGGAGCUGGGUCUAAGACACUUGUUACAAAGACCCCAAGAGACAAAUUAAAAGUGAAAUAACAGACUUCAUUGUGAAGCACCUCUCUUUUCAAACAUAAGUUAUUUUCAUGCUAUUUAUAUUGGCACUGUUUUGGGAACAGACAGUAACAGCCUUUGCUUUUUAAUAGCUUUGAAAAUGCUUUAUAGAAAUCUGCUCUCAUAAUGAAGUUAUUUCCCAUUUGUAAUUUCUGAGGGAUUAGCUUCCUUGUUUUGCUUUGAGCAGAAGCUCAGAAGUCCUGUAGGAACAUUACCUGUGUCCUGCACCUUGGGGGACAUAUUUUCUUUUUUUCCUCCUUCCUAAUCUGAAUCUACCUACCUUCUUGCUGUGUUGUGGGGAAGAGAAAAUUUAAAAAAAAUAAAAUUUAAAUAACUAUCUGUCUCUUCUCUGCUAUUUGGAUUUUCAUGUGGUGGUAACACAUCAAAUUAAAACCCAGUCUCCACCACAUCAAUCUUAAAUCACAUCUACGCCAUUUCCACACAUUUAUAUAUGAAGGCUAACUUCAUACUCUUGGAGAGCAUCGAAGCAAGUAAGAGUGUCCACAAACUCACACAAAUGAGAUGCUUUCCAGACUCACAGAAACAGAGAUGCUUAAAAAAGCCAUGCUGAGGAAAGGUAAAUUUGCCACACCAUAAUGAGUCUGGACAAGGGAAGGCAUGUGCUUUGUCAAAUUAGAGACUUCUCCACUAUUAAGGGCAGUAGGGAGAAUUCUACAAGACACUGCACAGAACAGAACAGGUGGAUGAAAAGUAAAAAAUGGGGUUAGUAGAAUUCGAAGGUAAAGAUACACAGCAUAUCUUCUGAGAAGGGGAGGUUGUAGGUAGCCCUAGAACAAGCUGUUUUGAAUCUGGCCACUAGGACUCAGCCGUCACCUUGUGAGCCUGAGCUCUCCCGGCUGCUGGGUAGCCUCCAGUAGGCAAAGGCAAAGAAAGUCAAGUGCUCUGUGUUCAGCAACUCAAAUGGUAAAGCCCUUUAUGAAAACAUUAUAAGGGAAGUUUAUCCUAUACUGUGUCCUGUAAAACAAGUUACUGGAAAGGCCAAGUAAUGCUACUGCACCCACCUUUUUACAACUCUGUGUUGGUCUGCUAACUAUUCUCCAAUUUCUCUCUUCAUAUGGUGCUGCUGGACUCUGCUGUUAUGAGUGUACAGUUAAGAAGUAAUAUGAGUGCUAUAUUUAUUGUUCUAAGAAGUUUUUAAUAGUUAGUAACAGUUCCGAAAAUCAGUCAUGUCUGCUUAGCUGAACAAGAUGCAACAGAGCUAACAUUUUGUACUUCUAACAGAUUUUGCAAAUAAUGUGGUGUAUAUUUGUUUCAUAUAGAAUACUGGGUUUCUAUUUAAAACCCCAUCUCAAAAAAAAGGGCCAACUAUGUGUGAAUAUUUAGUUUCUGGCUUUCUAUCUCAAUAGUAAAAUCAUGGAUAUUGUAUUGUAUUAAUUUAAGCAAAUAAAAAUGUACUAAAAAA